UCUAUAGCAACAAACUAGCUCGUAACCUGGGGCAGGCGAGAGCUUGGCAAUGGCAAAUAACGCAGCUAAACAGUGAGGUGAAGUGACGCUUCAGCAAAUCCAACAUGAACACCAUCUUCUCAAGAGACAGACAGAUAAAGAGCAUGGAGCUGACAGUGAGCCAUGCUGAGAAGUACCUGGGUCAGUUCUGCAGCCUGCUGGCCUCUUACACCAGGAAGACAGCCAAGCUCAGGGACCAGGCUGACAUGCUGGUCAGACAGCUCAAUGACUUCUCGAAUACUGAGGACCCAGAGCUCCGUACCUGUCUGAAAAACCUGGCUGAAGACCUGGCCAUGGUGCAGGACUACCGCCAGGCGGAGGUAGAGAGGCUGGAGAGCAAAGUCGUCACUCCCCUCAAAGCCUACGGAGAUAUUGUUGAAAACAAGAGAGCGGAUCUGAAGAGGUUCAAUGCUGAUCGGGACAGAGCGCUGAAAGAGCUGCAGAAACUGGAGAAACUCCAACAGAAGAAUCCCUCUGAUAGACAAAGAAUUUCACAGGCAGAGGUGAAUGCUCAGAAGGCGACCAACGAUGCUCACCGCAGCACCAGACAACUGGAGGAGACCAUCAGUGACUUCCAGAGACAGAAACUGGAGGACAUCAAGAGGAUCUUCACAGACUUCAUCACAGUGGAGAUGGUGUUCCAUGCCAAGGCUCUUGAGGUCUACACACACACCUUCCAGAACCUGGACAGCAUGGACAUAGACAAGGACCUGGAGCUGUUCACUGGGAGGAUCAGGGUGUCUGACGGCCCUCUGGACAACCAGACCCUGCUGCCCUCCUCUAUGGCCCACCAGCCUAGUCCCCCCCUGGGAUCCAGCCUCAAACACACUGCUGAAUCAGCCAAGAAGUCCCGUAGCAGCAUCCUACAGCGCCAGAGGGUUGUAGAGGAGGAGGAGGAGGAUGAAGAGGAGGAGUAUGAGUCAGAGAUAGAGGCUCAGCAGAGCAGGCAAUCCUACGCCUCUCAAUACACCCAAAUACUCAGACAGAAGAACUGAUAGAUUGGGGGUACACAAUAGAUCUGUUGAUGACUGUGCAGACAUGUUCCUAUACAGGGUUUGCAGUAAAUUGUUCUGCAAGUAAUGCUUUGUCAAUGGAGGCAUUUGGCACUCAAGACAGACUGCAAUCAUUUGUAAUCAUCCAUAUCUGAGGUAUAACUGAGGAGUGAUAAUGUGUUCACAUUUUAUAAUGAAAAACACAUCCAUGUUCAGUAAUGGUUGUUAUUUCCGUUGUGUUAGAAAGGGAAAGGGAAGAAUACAUUCUAUUCCUAGAUAUAAAUGUAGACAUAUGAAAUAAAUUGACCCAUUUGCAUUAAACCUGAA
This is a messenger RNA of Salvelinus fontinalis (brook trout), 1358 nucleotides long. RefSeq names its product CBY1-interacting BAR domain-containing protein 2-like. Lineage: Eukaryota; Metazoa; Chordata; Actinopteri; Salmoniformes; Salmonidae. The coding region runs from base 105 to 1034 and encodes 309 amino acids. Gene Ontology annotation, biological process: cilium assembly. Gene Ontology annotation, cellular component: ciliary basal body; ciliary transition zone. The record is from RefSeq and is a predicted model, not a curated record. The transcript is spliced from 9 exons.